Messenger RNA from Zootoca vivipara (common lizard), 3678 nucleotides. The record is from RefSeq and is a predicted model, not a curated record. NCBI's taxonomy places the organism in Eukaryota, Metazoa, Chordata, Lepidosauria, Squamata, Lacertidae.
UUGUGUUUUUAAGGUUAAUUUUUUAAAAAUCCUGAUUUAUUUUAACCUAGUUGCAAUGUAUUGCAAACUUCGAUUUGAGAAGCAGAUGUGAUCCUGCUGCCUACCCACCCUUUACUUUCAUAUAAACUGGUUAUGCUUUUCUAAAGUGAUGGUGGUCUUGCAUGUUUUAAUACAUUGUAUGCAAAAUGUCACUAACUGAAAGGGUUUGACAUACCUGCUGUUAGAGAGGGAAUAUGCGGUACGUCCAGCAAGGUUUUCAGAUGCUGGUUUUAAGCCGUGCUGGUUCUAAAAACACAUUGAAAGUGGUGAAUUGCUUUUUAAGAAGACUUAGUAAGGUGCUGGACCAACCGCUAAAUUCACCCACAGGUUUGGUCAGGCCCCGUAUCAUUCACAGCCCUUUCAGCAAAGAGCAGAGCUGCUACAAAUACUGUACAGGAAAAUUGUGCUUCUAUCUGUAUACGUAAUACCUUAUUUUAUUGCACUUUGGAGCCACGGGAGUGGAGCUGGCUAGGGAUGGACAUGGGCAUAGCCAAGGGGGUGAGGCAGGAGGGCAGCUGCCCCCCCCAUUCAGGAAAAAUCUAUACAAGUCUGUGCAAAUCGGAGGUUUGCCCCUCUAACAAAAGCCUGACCCCCCCAACAAAAAUCCUAGCUACGCCCAUGCUCCCACAAGUUCCCCCCCUCCCCCUGCACAGCCACUACAGUAUAGUGUAAAUUUAACUUUUAUGCACACUGGGAAACCAACAAAAUUUGUGUGACUUGCUUUAUUUCGGUGAUGUGGAACCAAACCCGCAAAAUCUCCGAGGUAUGUCUGUAUUAUAAUGGCAUUUGUUUAUAAUGUGCUCCAUUGAAUUCUUCUUGGCCAUUAUUUCAUUACUGAAAUCUGAUUAUUUAGGAGGCCAUAUAACAAAUUAUUGGGGACCCAGGUGGCGCUGUGGGUUAAACCAUAGAGUCUAGGGCUUGCUGAUCAGAAGGUCGGCAGUUCAAAUCCCUGCAACGGGUGAGCUCCUGUUGUUCGGUUCCAGCUCCUGCUCACCUAGCAGUUCGAAAGCAUAUCAAAGUGCAAGUAGAUAAAUAGGGACCGCUCCGGCGGGAUGGCGUUUCUGUGCACUGCUCUGGUUCGCCAGAAGCAGCUUUGUCAUCCUGGCCACAUGACCUGGAAGCUGUCUGCGGACAAACGCCGGCUCCCUCGGCCUAUAGAGCGAGAUGAGCGCCGCAACCCCAGAGUCAGACACGACUGGACCUGAUGGUCAGGGGCCCCUUUACCUUUACCUUUAUAACAAAUUCUUACAUGUAAAUUAAUUAUCAGUUAAAUCAGCUUGUCAGAUAAGAAUCAUAAUCAUCAUCAUCAUUUUAUUAUUUAUACCCCUCCCAUCUGGAUACUCACACAGAAAUAUUUUUACUAGAUCGACUGCCCGGUAUUUAAUGUAAGCCAUUUAUGACAUACCAGUAGCCUGAAAGGGGAUAAAAAAACCCCCAACAAACAAGCCAGCCAACUCUCUUUGGUUGUAAAUAAGCUAUUGAUUAUUUGCACUCCCAAGUAAUCAAAAGUGAAUAUAGAAAUAAGGUAACCUGUUUUGUGCGCCGAAUAGAAAGGUGGUUAAGAAAGAAACAAAACUCUGUUUGGAUAUAUUUUGUAUGGGCAAAUUGGAACAGUUUUACAGUUCAGCUUUUCUUGGAUGAAAUGCAACACAGUAACGUUGAAACAAAACAAAAAACCCAAAAAGGAGGAAAAGAUGCCAUAAUAUUGUACGCACAGUAUUCAUUCACGCCUCUGGUCAAUCACACUUUCCAGGUUUUUGCACUGCACUAAAACCUUGCAAAAGCUGUCUGACCAGAGACAAUGCAAGUCUGCCUCUAUUGCCCCACUUCAAACUCACGGAAAGUCAAUCUGUCCUCAAUCUCAGCAAUGAAGGUUGAUUUUGGCAUCUCUUUUUGUAUAUUUGAGUUCUCUCUGUUUGGCCUCUGGUUGCUGUGUGAACUUGCUCCCAAUGAGUCUUCCCUUUGGUGCUUCUUUUCAAGGUAGCAUUAGAAAACAGACUGCAUUUUCAUGGUUUCGAUUUGAAAUAAGAAUAGCAGAGCAUGUCAAACCCUUACUUUUUCAACAUUCUAAUUUUGCAUAUAUAACUCUUUAUGAUUUUGUUGCAUUCACUAGGUUUGCUGGGAUGGGUAAUCUUCUUAAAGUCCUUACCAGGGAAAUUGAAAACUACCCACAUUUUUUCCUGGAUUUUGAAAGUGCAUGAGAGACUCUGGUUGCAUCGCUCAAGAGCACAACCCUUUUUCUGCACAUUAUUGAAGAGCAGCAUUUGCGGUUCGAGGACCCACCCCCCCGCGAGAAAUAAAGACACAGUGACACAUGGAUUUGAGUUAAUGGAUGCUCAGCCUACGGAUGGAGAGAGGGAAAUAUGGAACCAAGUCAAUGCUGUAUUACAAGAUUCGGAGAGCAUGCUUUCAGACCUGCAGUCCUACAAAGGAGCUGGACAGGAAAUUAGAGAUGCAAUACAAAACCCCAAUGAUAUCCAACUUCAGGAGAGAGCCUGGAACUCAGUCUGUCCUUUGGUUGUGAGGUUGAAGCGGUUCUAUGAGUUUUCUCUGCGGCUAGAGAAAGCACUGCAGAGUUUACUGGAAUCCUUGACAUCCCCUCCCUAUGCACCAACUCAGCACUUAGAGCGAGAGCAAGCCCUAGCAAAGCAGUUUGCCGAGAUCUUGCAUUUUACUCUCCGCUUUGACGAACUCAAGAUGAGAAACCCCGCAAUACAGAACGACUUCAGCUAUUAUAGGAGGACGUUGAAUCGCAACAGAAUAAACAAUAUGCACCUCGGCAUUGAGAGCGAAGUGAACAACGAGAUGGCUAACAGAAUGUCCCUGUUUUAUGCAGAAGCUACCCCAGUGCUGAAAACACUGAGCAAUGCCACAACACAUUUUGUUGCAGAAAACAAAACCCUACCAAUCGAGAAUACGACAGAUUGUCUAAGUACGAUGGCCAGCGUAUGUAAAGUCAUGCUGGAAACGCCAGAAUACAGAAGCAGGUUCACCAGCGAAGAAACCCUCAUGUUCUGCAUGAGAGUGAUGGUUGGCGUCAUCAUUCUCUACGACCACGUCCACCCCGUGGGAGCGUUCUCCAAAGCCUCAAAGAUUGACAUGAAAGGCUGCAUAAAGGUUUUAAGGGAAGAGCCAGCAGACACAGUUGAAGGCCUUUUGAAUGCUCUCAGGUUCACCACGAAGCAUCUGAACGACGAGUCUACUUCGAAACAAGUUCGAGCUAUGCUUCAGUAGCGCCCUCCUUUUGACGAAUGGACUUUUGUAUUAUUUAGAAAAAAAAGAUGUUUGUUUACAUAAUUUAAUAGUGUGUGGUGUUAAUACAUCUGCCUACUUUACAUAACAUAACAUAACGGUUGUUUUCAUUCCCCUUGAUGCACUCCGUGGACUUGUAUCGAUAACUUGACCGACUGACUCCGUAUGGUACAGCGUCCAGUUUAUAUGCUAGUCUUACCACUUGGCAGUUUAAAGAGGUACCUUAAUUUGAAUAUAUAAAUGACAAAAAGGGGGUCUAUGUGCCUUGCUUUUUAUGUGUUUAUUGGUUGGCCUUUGUCUGUGGAUGUAUGCAGUAAUUCUGUAUUGUCGUCUUCGAACCGUUCCACACAUGGAAGCGUGCCAGUGAAGAUCUUGGUGUGGAACCUU